UCCUUGACCCCAAGUCUGCCACGCACAACGCCAAGCCCCGCCUGUCGUUCUCGGCCAAGCCGGCCGCGCUGACGUGCGCCGAGGAGGACGAGCUGGCCGGCGGCCGCGCCACCGUCAUGCGCUGGAAGACCGUGUCGGCCAUCUUCUUCCUGGUGGUGCUCUACCUGGUGAUCGGCGCCACCGUCUUCCGCGCCCUGGAGCAGCCCUUCGAGAGCUCCCGGAAGCUGGCCAUCCUGGCCGACAAGCUGGAGUUCUUGGCCCUCCACGGCUGCGUCAACUCCUCCGAGCUGGAGGAUCUGGUCAAGCAAGUGGUUUCCGCCGUCCGAGCGGGUGUGAAUCCGUCGGGAGACUCGUGCAACCAGAGCAGCCUGUGGGACCUCAGCUCCGCCUUCUUCUUUGCCGGGACCGUCAUCACCACCAUCGGGUUCGGCAACACCUCUCCCCGCACGGAAGGCGGACGGAUAUUCUGCAUCAUCUACGCUCUGAUGGGGAUCCCCCUCUUCGGCUUCCUGUUGGCCGGCGUGGGCGACCAGCUGGGCACCGUUUUUGGCAAGGGAAUCGCCAAAGUGGAGAAGAUGAUCGUGAAGUGGCAAGUCAGCCAGACCAAGAUCCGCGUCAUCUCCACCUUGCUCUUCAUCCUGUUCGGCUGCCUGAUCUUUGUGGCGCUGCCGGCCGUCAUCUUCAAGCACAUCGAGGGCUGGAGCGCGCUGGAGUCCAUCUACUUUGUGGUCAUCACGCUCACCACCAUCGGAUUCGGAGACUUUGUCGCCGGGGAAAAAGAACAAAAGAUGUCCGUGUCCAUUCGAUUCCAUCGGCGCCGCUGUGCUUGUGCAGGAGGUUCUGAGAGUCCGGAGUACCUCAAGUAUUACAAGCCGGUGGUGUGGUUCUGGAUCCUGGUGGGUCUGGCGUACUUUGCCGCCGUGCUCAGCAUGAUCGGCGACUGGUUCCGCGUCAUCUCCAAGAAAACCAAGGAGGAGGUGGGCGAGUUCCGGGCCCACGCCGCCGAGUGGACGGCCAACGUGUCGGCCGAGUUCAAGGAAACCCGGCGGCGGCUGAGCGUGGACAUCUACGACCGGUUCCAGCGCGCCGCCUCCAUCAAGCGCAAACUGUCCUCGGAGCUGGGCAUCAACGCCUCGGAAAUGACGCCGGGCAAACGGACGCUGUCGGUCAACCUGGGCGAGGAUCGCGAGGCCUUCGCCGACCUGAGGCUGGCGCUGCCACCCGGCCCGGGAGCCCUGAGCAGAAACGGCAGCCUCUUCCUCAACGGGCUCAGCCCGGACUUUGCCCAGCGGCUGGAGGUGGCCCUGGUGGAAACCCCCAAAUGAGGGCCGCGAAAAGGUUUAGGAGCUGGCUCAGGCGUGUCACGGACGUGUUCUCGCCGGAGUUUAGCGCUACGAAAGGUUCGGUCGGUCGGUCCGUCGGGGUGCCGGUGAACGCACGCCACGAACAAACGGGCCGCAUCGAAAUGCACCAAAGAAAAAAUGAAACAGAAGAAGCAAGCUGCAACCACAAGGAAAGAAUUCUCAUGAAUAAACAAAAGCAUUGGUAAUUGGAGAAGGAAA
Molecule: messenger RNA, 1562 nt
Organism: Syngnathus typhle (broad-nosed pipefish)
Lineage: Eukaryota; Metazoa; Chordata; Actinopteri; Syngnathiformes; Syngnathidae
Gene: kcnk2b
Product: potassium channel, subfamily K, member 2b
Exons: 6
Coding region: 117-1325 (402 amino acids)
Biological process (GO): potassium ion transmembrane transport; stabilization of membrane potential
Cellular component (GO): membrane
Molecular function (GO): outward rectifier potassium channel activity; potassium ion leak channel activity
Source: RefSeq, a predicted model, not a curated record